AUGGAAUUUUUCCCAAGAAUCAUCUGCGAUCUUCUUAGCAAGAUAUAUUGCUUGAUACAGACAAAUAAAUUUUGUACUAAAAGAGAACUCUAUUACCAGAAUGUUAGCUGGUAUGGAAAACAAAGCAUCAUUGAUAACCUGGUUGAUGACAUAGCUUGCCUUUUUAAAGUUCCACGGCGAGAACUACAUGUACUAGCUACAUCUAAAGGAUGCAUAGCAGGUGACUUAAAAUUCAAAGAUGCCGAAGGAAAUUAUGUGGACUGUUCUGCUACCAUUUCUGGAGUUCUAGUUCCAAGUGAUGUCCAAGGCAUAGAAUGUCUUUGUACUGAGGCUAAGUUUGUACUGCUUAUUGAAAAGGAUGCCACAUUUCAAAAACUUCUGGAUGAUGGGUUUACAAGAAAUUUUUAUCCAUCCAUUUUGAUCACUGGUAAAGGUUUCCCUGAUAUUAAUACGAGAGAACUGUUACAUAAGCUUUGGACAGAUAUGGAAAUCCCAAUUUUGGCUCUGAUGGAUGCAGAUCCUUUUGGAAUAGAAAUUCUACUGAUUUUUAAAUAUGGUUCCCUUUCUUUAGCAUAUGAUGUGCACAAUCUAGCCACUCCCUCAAUUCAAUGGUUGGGGAUUCAUCCUACUGACAUAGAAAGGUUAAAGAUACCUGAUGAUGCACUACAACCAUUGAGUAAGCUAGAUCUAUCUAAAAUUGCUGAUAUGAUGCAGAGACCUUAUAUGACCCACAAUCCUGAAUGGAAAAAUCAGGUGGAAACAAUCCACAGAAUGAAGAAAAAAGCAGAAAUUCAAAGUCUCUCAAUGAUUUCACCAAGCUUUCUUACUGAAGUCUACCUACCUAGCAAAAUCAGGCUUGGUGGCUGGAUUUAGUUUUAAAACCAAAUUAUAGCACUAAAAUCAACAAAAGCAACCAUACAAUCAUGUAUUUUGUUUCUUUUAGAGUUUAGAAUAAUCUUCAAAAUCUAAAGUAAUA
Limulus polyphemus (Atlantic horseshoe crab) is the source of this 976-nucleotide messenger RNA. It is a transcript of the gene mei-W68, whose product is annotated as meiotic recombination protein SPO11-like. Bases 1 to 873 code for a protein of 290 amino acids. Gene Ontology annotation, biological process: reciprocal meiotic recombination; meiotic DNA double-strand break processing; meiotic DNA double-strand break formation. The transcript is spliced from 11 exons. NCBI's taxonomy places the organism in Eukaryota, Metazoa, Arthropoda, Merostomata, Xiphosura, Limulidae. Gene Ontology annotation, molecular function: DNA binding; ATP binding; DNA topoisomerase type II (double strand cut, ATP-hydrolyzing) activity. The record is from RefSeq and is a predicted model, not a curated record. Gene Ontology annotation, cellular component: nuclear chromosome.